This is a messenger RNA of Andrographis paniculata, 845 nucleotides long. RefSeq names its product glycine-rich RNA-binding protein 4, mitochondrial-like. Gene Ontology annotation, molecular function: RNA binding. The transcript has 5 exons. The coding region runs from base 164 to 610 and encodes 148 amino acids. The record is from RefSeq and is a predicted model, not a curated record. Lineage: Eukaryota; Viridiplantae; Streptophyta; Magnoliopsida; Lamiales; Acanthaceae.
AUGGAAUAAUAAUUAACCAUUUCAUUACCACCUAUACGGUUAGUCUCUCGCGUUAUAUAUAUAUACGCCCACAAAUGCUUAAACCCUAGCCGCUCUCUCUCUCGCUCGCUCGCUCGCUAAAACCCUCCUUCAGAUUUAAUUGACCUGGACAGCUUCUUGGAAGAUGGCAUUCUACAACAAAGUUGGGGCUCUACUGAAGCAGAGCAUUUCUGCUAGUGGUGCCAUGAAUGGACAGCCUUCUAUGUUUAACGCAAUGCGAUGCAUGUCCACAAAGCUUUUUAUUGGAGGCCUUUCAUAUGGAACUGAUGAUCAUUCACUGAGAGAUGCAUUUACCUGCUUUGGUGAUGUGGUUGAGGCUAGAGUUGUUACUGACAGGGACUCGGGGAGGUCACGUGGAUUUGGAUUUGUGAACUUCUCAAGUGAUGAAUCCGCCAGCUCAGCUCUAUCGGCCAUGGAUGGACAGCAAUUGAAUGGGAGGAACAUUCGGGUGAGCUAUGCACAGGAGAGAGUCCCACGAAGCAGCUAUGGUGGUGGUGGUGGUUAUGGGGGCGGCAACCGUGGGGGCGGCGGCUAUGGCGAUGGUGGUAGUAGAUCAAAUGAAAGCUUUUAAGAGUGAGGCGCUGCAUAUAUCACAUUAUAUAAAUUAUGAUUAUGGUUGUUUCUUUCUUUCGGCACUCUUAACUCAACUCUUCUUCAACAAUGAUGUGUUAUAGUCUUGCGACUUACUUGUCCACUUUGCUGUUGCCUUUUUUCUGCUUAAUUAGUUUGGCAAAAUUCCUCAUAAUCCAUACGUGAUUUCAAGAGUUCGUACCAUUCCUAAUGAUAUGGAAAUUAUCCUUCCUGAA